Striga asiatica is the source of this 1398-nucleotide messenger RNA. Lineage: Eukaryota; Viridiplantae; Streptophyta; Magnoliopsida; Lamiales; Orobanchaceae. The record is from the annotation of a GenBank genome assembly.
AUGUCUUCUCUUGUGAUCAGCACCUUCUUCCUUGUUCUUCUUCUUCUUCUAUCAGCCACCGCUAACUCUAUUUCUUGGGCCAAACACCUCGAGACGGUCCAAAUUGCCAGGCAGGGCCUGCUACAGGCCGUGCCUUGGGCCCAAGAGCUCCGGGUUCUUAACGGGCCGGGCCAUCUAUUGGGCUCCACCCAAUCAGCCCUGACCGACUGCGUUGCGCUGUAUGAGGAUGCCGAGCCCAGGCUGGCCCGGACGGUCUCCCGCAAUUUUAGCCAUGAUGAUGUUAUCACUUGGCUUAGCGCGGCCUUGGCGGGCCACAUGACUUGUUUGGAUGGGCUGACAGAAAGGGGUGUGCCGUUUGAGGCCCAACAGGCCCAAAACUUGACUCGUUCUAUUCGGGAGGCCUUGGCGGUUUACGGGGCGGAUGUGAAUCGAAGGAGGAGAAAGAGAAAGGUAGGUAGGAGGCCUGGGUUGAACAAUGUGGGAGAUAAUCUAGCGUCGUGGGAUUCGGAAAAGUCAAAGGCUGACUUUGUGGUAGCUCAAGAUGGGUCGGGGAAUUAUCGGACGAUAAAUGAGGCGGUGGAUGCAUUGGGCCGAUUGGGUCAAAAUCGACCUGAAAGGGUCGUAGUGUACGUGAAAUUGGGAGUGUACAGAGAGAAAGUGGAAAUUGGGCGGGAUUUGAAGAACAUUAUGUUCAUUGGCGAUGGAAUCGACAAAACAGUCGUCACGGGCAAUCAAAACGUACAAGAUGGUGCAACCACUUUAAAUUCCGCAACAUUUGCGGUGGCUUUGAGAGUGAGCUCCGACCUAUCAGUCUUAUACCGGUGCAGCUUCAAGGGCUACCAAGACACACUCUUUGUCCACUCCCUCCGACAAUUUUACCGCGAAUGCCAAAUUCACGGCACAAUCGACUUCAUAUUCGGCGAUGCAGCUGCAAUUCUGCAAAAUUGCGACAUAUUCGUCCGGAGGCCGAUGGACCACCAAUCAAACAUGAUCACGGCCCAAGGUCGAGACGACCCAAACGAGAACACGGGAAUUUCCAUCCUAAACUCUCGAGUGGCACCCUCGUCCGAGUUCCGAGAUGUCGUGGGUGGUUUCAAGAGCUAUUUAGGGCGGCCGUGGAAAAAGUACUCGAGGACCGUGUUUUUGAAGACAGAUCUCGAUGGAUUGGUUGACGAGAGGGGGUGGAAAGAGUGGGAUGGGGAUUUCGCGCUCUCGACUUUGUACUAUGCCGAGUAUAUGAACACGGGGGGCGGGGCUUCGACUAGGAAUAGGGUUAGGUGGCCCGGUUUUCACGUGUUGAGCGAUGCGAACGAGGCUAAUAAGUUUGCGGUUAGGAAUUUUAUCGGUGGGGCCGACUGGAUUCCGGCCACCGGCGUCCCGUUUUGGGCUGAUCUUUGA